GGGGGGGGUUUUAUUAUCAGCAGAUGUGGAAAAGAAACUAUAGAUUACACAAACGUACACUGAGAGUUAAGGGUUAAUCAGCAAGAAAUGAAACGGAGACGAAGCACAGGCAACCGUCGCCAAAGUCAUGUUUCAACUAGAUCACGCAACUUAACGCAAUGGCAUGAAUCUGGAAGCGUUGUUACCGGCCUUACCGUGUCUAACUGGAGUGUAAGUGAUGGAGAAUUCACCCAAGUAGUGACCAACCAUCUCUGGUCUGAUGUCAACCUGGUUGAAAGACUUACCGUUGUAAACACCGAUGACGGAACCGAUCAUCUCUGGAACAACAACCAUGUUUCUCAAGUGGGUCUUGACGAGGGCUGGCUUCUCGUUUGGCUGCUGGGCCAACUUAGCGGCUCUCAACUUUCUGAUCAAGAUCAUUGGCUUGUGGUUCAAACCACGGCCGAAUCUUCUUCUGACUCUAGCGUGGGUCAACUUGGUGAAUUCCUCGGUUUCCAAGGUGACCAAUUCCUUCAAGUCAACACCUCUGAAGGAGAAGGACUUAAAGAUUCUCUUCUUUCUGGAUUCGGCUAUAAGAUGUUAGUAAAUCCAUUCAACUGGUAAUGUAUGAAUAAUGAUUGAUGAUUUCAAGAGUAUGUUUUCUUUGGAACACAGCGCUGAAUCGGCGCGCUGAACUCGAUUCUUAGCGGACUCGGCCACUCCUUGAUAUUUUGGGUAGUUUUGGGGGUGAACCGGACAUCCCACACUCCCGUGAGGGGCCUGUGUUGGAUGAAAAUUUUCAGCGCUGGCUUCGGUUUUCAGGUGUUGAAACUCUUGAAAUUGUCGUCAUCAUAAAUUCUGUAACAGUGUCAUUACAUACUAGCAGCGUCAGACAUAUUGGCUAUACUAAUGAUGAUGUUCGAGAAGGGUGUAUAAUCUG
Babjeviella inositovora NRRL Y-12698 is the source of this 919-nucleotide messenger RNA. RefSeq lists its product as uncharacterized. The transcript has a single exon. The coding region runs from base 88 to 603 and encodes 171 amino acids. The record is from RefSeq and is a predicted model, not a curated record. NCBI's taxonomy places the organism in Eukaryota, Fungi, Ascomycota, Pichiomycetes, Serinales.